Somion occarium is the source of this 4071-nucleotide messenger RNA. The record is from the annotation of a GenBank genome assembly. Lineage: Eukaryota; Fungi; Basidiomycota; Agaricomycetes; Polyporales; Cerrenaceae.
AGGAUACACUUGGACCCAUUUCUCAUUCAGCAACCUGCUUACUGCCUUGCGACACACUUUUACCACCAUUUCAUGCUCCCUCGUCCUCGCUUUGCUUCAGGUUAAAUGAGUACCCUUUGCUUACCCAAACUAUACUACCUGGACGUACGAGGCAACUAGCACCAUGAGUCACCGACGAGAGGCCUCUGUGCCCUCUUCGCCAGUGGGCGAUGGCAAUUUCAAACGCAGUCUCGAGAUUAACAUGGCCGCUCUCGUGGGCUCAGCUAUUGGAAACAUGAGUAUCAGUCCUUGGAACCGUGAUGUGGUUUUGGCCGCUCGAAAGGGACUCUACAUCAUCGACCUGGAAGCCCCGUUGAACCUACCUCGGUUUCUCCCUCAGGGUGGUACAUGGGACGUAGCUGAUGUGCAGUGGAACCCUCACACUGCAAACAUUCAGUACAUUGUCUCGACGUCAAGCGAGAAGCUCUUGAUUUGGAACAUACUUCUUUCCUCCAACUCUUCUAUCGAGCACAUCCUUCGAGCACACUACCGCGCUAUUACGGAUAUCAAUUGGCAUCCUGCAGACCCUGACUGUGUUGUUAGCACAGGUCUCGAUUCAUGGUUGUGGGCAUGGGAUAUACGCACUCCCCGGCGAGCGGUGCUUGGCCUCUGCGCAUUCAAUGCCGGCGGGACGCAGGUUAAAUGGAAUCGUCAGGACGGGAAUAUGUUGGCGUCCUCUCAUCUCAAUGAAGUUCUCAUAUGGGACAGACGGAAAGGGUCUUUACCUGUAUCUCGAAUCAAAGCGCACAAUUCAAAGAUAUACGGUAUCGACUGGGCACAUAACAAUCGGAACCAGAUUGUUACCUGCUCUCUGGACAAGACCAUCAAGUUCUGGGAUCUGAACAAUCUAUCAGGCGAUUCUGGGGAGUAUGAACCAACAGCGACUGUCCAGACUGCAUAUCCCGUUUGGCGUGCACGUAACCUACCAUUCGGACAAGGUGUAUUGAGCUUGCCUCAACGCGGGCAGACGGCUUUGGAAAUGUGGAAUCCGGCGGUCUCAAACGAACCGGUAGAAAGGUUUGAGGGUCACUCCGAUGUUGUGAAGGAAUUCGUGUGGAGGAGGGGCAGUCAUGGCAAUGAUAGCUUCCAGCUUAUCACUUGGUCCAAAGAUAGGACCCUGCGCUUCUGGCCAGUAGACACUGAAGUUAUGCAGAAAGCUGGGGAUAGCACCAUCCAUGCUCCCUAUGUUGCACCUCCAGACCAAAACAUAUCUUUCAGUAACCCUCCCCCGAGUUCUGACACAGCACCGGCUUUAACCGUACCUGUUCGUGGUAUACUGGGCGAAGUGCGAGCUUCGCAACCCCUUCGACCCAGACCGAGUGCAGGCAGGUUCUUGUCCGACCCUCUGCGAACACAUGGUACCCACGGCGCCUCUGCUCCUUCCGCCAACACGUCAUCUGGACAAGGCGAAGGCUUGACAAGACGUGGGGUUGUUGGUCGAUCGGCUCAAAUCACCGCACUAUCUUGGCUAUCAAGUGUUAAGGUUGGUGGGGCAAGGGAUGGCAGCUCUGGAGCGGGCAGUGGAGGAGACAGUGGAAAUGUCUCUCGAUUGAACUCUGCAUCCCGCCCUCCUUCGAUAUUCGACAUCCCUCAAGGUCUAGAUGAAAACGAAACCGACGAUGAAGUUCCCCAGUCUUUGCAGGAGGAAAUCACCUCCGUAGUCAACAAGCUCGCCUCAUCGAAAGUACGGCUUGAAAAGGCGGAUUUUGGGAAGCGCCGUUCAUGCACAUUUGGCUUGCAUGGUCCCUGGGGAGAUUCGACGUCUGUUUUUAUCCGAGUAACUUUUACUUUCCCUCACACAUACCCACAAGCGGCACAUCCUCUCGGAACGCCUCACGUAGACCUGGAGAUGAACCCACUCAUUUCAAUGAAGAAUAGAGUUCUGAUUACACGUCGACUACGCAGCAUUCGAGAACGAGAACGGCCAUGCCUAGAGGCUUGUUUGCGUUUCUUGCUAUUUGGAGAUCAGGACCAUUACGCAAUACCUCGGACAAUGAUCAUUGAUUCAGAAUCGUCAUCCGAUGAUGAACCAUAUCCUGUGACUCGUCGACCGAAGGAUCCUAGUCACUCAGCCCUCCGGGGUGAUAAGAAUCUCGCGGAGCCUAGGACUUCGCAAGGUACCUUUGGCCCAAACGGCCAGCUUGUUUGCUUUUUCCGUGCACCUCCAAGGAUAGUCAAACAUGCAACGCGCGACCUUUCUAUGUCACCUUCCAUAGGAUCACGGGGGCCUGAUAAUGCCCCUCACAUCUUCCGUUCUCCAGUUCUUCUUUCGGACGCGAUCCGGCGAUUGAGUUUAGCUGCUCAAGACCGGGACUCGUCAUAUUCUGAUCACAGGCGUGUUGAAGAUACCAACAGCAUACUUCGUAUCAUGACGAACCUUUACACAUUCUCACAUCCGAAGACUCGAAAAUUCUCAGAGCAAUCAAGACCUCAAGAAGAUGCGCCUACGCCUUACUCGCUACUCCCUACAAGGCGAAGUUUGGUUUACAUUCGGGAUGCUUCAGCUUAUAUUGGUAUUGACAUUGCUGCCGCUGGCGAGUAUGUGUACGCCAUGACGCAUCCGCUUGAUUGGUGCAAAAAGAACGCGGAAAUAGCUAAGGCACGGGGACGUGUGGACCACGAACGACUGUUCACCAUGCUACACGUCCUGAUCGUCGAUGCGCGGAACGAGGGUGAGGGUGUCCCGACUGCCUUCGGAAUUUACAGUCCCCUCAUGUUCAAGCUUUUGGAGAAAAUGUAUGCAGAGUUCCUGGCUCGGAAGGAUGCUCAAAUACUAGUUAUGAUGGCUGUUGUACUACUUCGAUUGACGAGACAACACGAACACCUCUCUGAGCUGCCGAAGUUAACACCUCCUUCUCAGAUAUCUCACAUCGACUAUUUCAGCUUCGUGAGACGGCAAAUGAAUAAGAGAGACCCACCAUUGCCCUCGUGGACCCAUCAUUCCCCGUCUCCUACUUCCCGGUCACCCGCGCCCGUUCUAUCGCCAUCUUCUUCACGGGGUUCUUGGUCGAGCCUGUUCAGGCCAAGCAACAUGAGACGGCAUAUUUCAACGGAGAAUACGAAGGAAGAGGAAACUGCUAACCGACCUGUUUCCGCAGUUCCGAUUCCUGUCGGCAGAGCACACCCAUCUUCUCCACAAAUACGCACGUUCAAAAAGGAUUCUCCCUUAUUCCAGACUGCAGUAUCGAACUCGUGGUCGGACGCCCUGGGCUCAUCUGCAAAGACGAACAUAUCAUUCUCAUCUGCUGGUCAUGGCAGGUCCCGACGACCAACCUUUUCUCAGGUUGUCAGUUCCACACCAAGUCCUUCGGGACAAAAGCGCAUUGUUUUCAACGCUGACCCUAAAAUGACAAUGCAGAAAUUUCCAUCCUUCCAGCUGCAGGCGAGGCUCCAGCGUCAACUAGCAUGUCAUAUUCUGACUUACGCUGAGAUGCUCUCUGCAUGGCAAUUUCCCAGCAAGCGCAUCGAACUGAUCAAGUCAGUCGAAGACGAGCUUCAGUCCAUCUUGUCUGAAUCUCUGCAAUCAAUUGUACUUGACUGUAGCCCGCUAGGCGUUGUUCGUCUAUGCAGCAAAUGUAAACACGAGAACACAUUCUUGACAGAUUUCUGUGCAAUGUGCAACAACAGGUUAUCGGCAGAUCGUUGUUCGGUUUGUCGUUUACCUAUCAAAGGGCUUGCACAGACGUGUAUGCUCUGUCACCACGACUCUCAUGUCCGCUGUUGGACAGAUUGCAAGGGGGUUCUAUGCGCGACAGGCUGUGGGUGUACUUGCAAGAUGACCAUCAGUCCAGAAGAGAUAAUCCUAGAGGUCGAAAGGGGCCGUCGUCUUUCAGCUUCUGCGUCGGAAAUUACGUAUAGAGCGUGCAAAAGCAGUUAGCAAUAAUGAAGUUCAAUAAAAGUCCUGAAAGCAUGCACACAGUGAGAUUUCCAGUGGCUCUGUCCUUCGUUAGUGUUGAGCAAAGCUGUAAACGAGGGCGUAUCUUCAAAGCCCGUGCUACUUGAAUGCUUCCAACAAGACUUAAGUGAGCCAGC